Molecule: messenger RNA, 2300 nt
Organism: Ectocarpus siliculosus
Lineage: Eukaryota; Phaeophyceae; Ectocarpales; Ectocarpaceae
Source: the annotation of a GenBank genome assembly
AUGGCCUUCGCUCCCGACCCUGACGACGUCGACAGCGAGGUCAACCGCCGCUCCCACCGCGGAAAAGGGGGGCGGAGGCGCGACGACCGGAGCACGCCGCCGCCGCGGGAGGCCGGGCUCAUCGACUUCGACGACCAGAGCGUCGGCACCACGGGGGACGGGGACGGCGGAGACUCUUGCUACAGCUACGUGUCGUGCAACAGCGUCGUGUCCUCGUCGAGGUACAGCAUCGUCUACUCGAGCGAUGGUACUCGGUCGGAGGUGAUGGUGGAGGAGAUGGCCGUGGGGGGGAAGAGGCUGAUGCUCGAGGGGCACGGCAUCACGUCGUUGGAGGCUGAGGAGCACAUGUACGGCGUUAACGCGGCAUCUGCCGCCGCCGCCGCCGCCGCCGCCGCCGUCGCCAGGGAGGAAAGCGCCGCCGCCGGCGGCAGUAGCGCCGGCGGCGGCAGCAGCAGCCGCGCGGACAGCUUCUUGAGCGAGGAUGACGGCCCGACCUGCUUCGAGGCGGUGGUUGCUAACGGCAGCACCGGUCUCGAAAGUGGUCACGGCUUGGAGCGACGGAAUAUUGGGGUGGAGGCGGUGUCACCGGGCUUGUCGGACGCUACCGAGGCACGGACGGUGGCGGCGGUAGAAGCGUUGGCGAUGGCGGCGGCCUCACGGGCGGCGGCCGUGGCGAAAGCGGAAGCGGCGAGAGAAGCGGUGGCGCGCGCCGAGGCGGCGGAGGCGGCGCACGCGGAGGCGCAGGCGGCCGCCGAGGCGGCGGCGGCAGCGCUGGGGGCAUCAGCAGCGGCAGCAGCGGACUCUAGCACCCCCCGGCAGCACCAGCAGCAGCGGGGGGAGCAGGGGGGGCAGGAGCCGAGGUUGACGUUCGCGGAGAUGCGGAGGAAGUACCAGGAGGCGGCGUCGCGGGCGGGGUCAGCCUCCUCGUCCUCGAGGUCGGCGGCGGGGCGGGGACUUGGACGGGGAAGCGGCGGCCGGGGCGCCGCCGCCGGGGGGGGGCAAUGGGGCGGGAGGUCCUCGUCCGCUUCCGCCGGCGGCUCGUCGUUGUCGUCUCCGAGGGGGGUGUCCUCCUUGGGCUCGGACACCGCCGCUGCCGACAACAAGAAUCUGGACGAGGCCUUCUUGGCCGCCCCGAACAGGUCGAGGUCGAGCUCGCCGCGGGCGGCGUUUUCGGACGGAGCGCCGUCGACUGCGGCGCAGCAGCAAGAGCAGCAAGAGCAGCAGCAGCAGGUUCCACAGGGUGGCGGCGACGGGUCACCCGGGGCGGCGGACCACCACACGCCUGGCGUUACCAUCCCAGGGUCCACGCUGGCAACGGGCGAGCCGUCGCAGCAGCACCGGUCCGGUGAUGAGGAGCGUGGCGUGAAAGAGGAGGCGGAGGAGGAAAGGUCUCGAAACGAGCAGGCGGCGGCGGCGGCGGCGGCGUCAUUGUCUCGGCCUCCUGCCCCUUCUUCCUCUUCUUUCUCGCCCGCCGCUGACAUGCUGCAUCAGGGUUUCGUCACCACCCCCGGCGGCGGCGGCGGCGGCGGCGGCGGUCAUCAAGGGAAGGAGGAGGAGGAGGAGGAGGAGGAGGAGGAGGAGGAGGAGGAGGAGGAGGAAGGGGGACAAAGAGCGGCUGUCGCCACCGCUACCGCGGCCGCCGUUGCCGUUGCCGCCGCCGUUGUAGACGACCGCGGCGGCGGCGGGGUGAGCGGCGGCGCCGGCGAUGGUGAACUAGAAGAGCAGCAGAAGCAGCAGAAGCAGCAGCAGCAGCCACAGGGAGGAGGAGAAGACCCCGCCGAGCCGGCUAACGUUUCCAUCCACGAGGUCUUGUGGGAGAGGAUUCGACUGCUGGAGCAGCAGGUGGAGCAGAACAAGGAGGCGGAGCGGCACCGAGAAGCGGCGGCGGGCGGGCAGGCGGCCAAAGCCGCGGAGCUGGAGCGGGAGAACGCCGCCCUCAACGAGAAGCUUCUCGCGGCCGAGAACCAGCUGGAGGCGAAGACCGAGGCGGCGAAGGCGGGGGAGGCCCUCCUCAACAGGAGGAUCCUUGAGCUCCGGAAGAGCCAGAAGGAGAACAUGACGGCGGCGGGGGAGGAGUUCGCCUCGCUCACACGCAGAGUCGAAGCCAAAGAGAAGGAGGGACGAGCGGCCGCCGCUGCCCACGCGAAGCAGCUCAAGCAGAGGGACGAGGAGAUGGCCCGCUUGAUGCGCCAAUCCCCCUCGGGGGAUAUCGUACAGCAACUCGACCAAAAGGACGCCCAGAUCGCCAUGCUCAAGCAGAGCCUGGAGCGCCUCAACUCCUCGCUCAGCUUGGCGGCGAG